CUCAGGUGCCUGUACCCACUCCAGAAAUUAACUUUGUGGGGGAGGCCAUAGGAACAUUUAUUGCCUGGCCUAGAGCAUUGAUCAUGUCCCACAUCGCGACUCCACAGUUCACACGUCCUCAGAAGCAGCCAAUUCAUGAUACAGUCAUACAUGAAGAUGAUGACAUGGCUGAAGCAGAGGAUGAUCCUAUAUCAAAGUUAGUGACAAAAUUACCCAGAUUGAAGAAAGCAUCAUUAGAACUAUACUGGGAUUUGAGGGUAUUUGGUCUUCCCCCACAUGUGCCAGUUUAUAUCACAUUUUCUGAUGCAUUGGAGGUGAUUGAGGGAGACAGGAUGUUGAAUAUUUCCAUCAUUCAGUUGUGGUGCAUGUACAUGGACACAAUCGUUGUAGACCAAGGUCGGUCUUCCAUGUACGGAUUUGUUGAACCUCAGACCAUUCAACCGUCUGGUAACACACUUCAAAACAGACAACAUUAUUUGCAAACAUGGAUGGAUGAGUCCAAAAGAGACAUAUACCUUGUGCCAUACAUUGACGGGUACGUGUUUUUAUAUGUGGUCAGUUUAUUAUUAUAGUUUCCUUAAUUAGUUGAAUAACUAUUUGUCCUUCGUGAUAGGUCUCACUGGCAGCUGAUGGUUAUCAUUCCCAAACAAUGUAAAAUUAUAUGGUUUUGUUCGUUGCACAGGAAGAUGAAAAAUGACUUGAGAACCAUGCUUCAAGGGUAAGUGUUUCUCCAAAAAAUGACUUCAAUUUGAUGUUAACCUUCAACUUUUAUGAUAAAAUAGUCAUAUUAAUUAUACUUUGUGUU
Vigna angularis (adzuki bean) is the source of this 805-nucleotide messenger RNA. RefSeq lists its product as uncharacterized. Bases 84 to 572 code for a protein of 162 amino acids. The record is from RefSeq and is a predicted model, not a curated record. Lineage: Eukaryota; Viridiplantae; Streptophyta; Magnoliopsida; Fabales; Fabaceae. The transcript has 3 exons.